Molecule: messenger RNA, 1143 nt
Organism: Aureobasidium musti
Lineage: Eukaryota; Fungi; Ascomycota; Dothideomycetes; Dothideales; Saccotheciaceae
Source: the annotation of a GenBank genome assembly
AUGAGAUUCGGAUUGAUUGCUUCUCUCGCCUUGGUUGGCACUUCUGCCGCCUCGGCCGUCAUCGACCUCAUCCCCAAGAACUUCGACGACAUCGUCCUCAAGUCUGGAAAGCCUGCUCUGGUCGAGUUCUUCGCCCCAUGGUGUGGUCACUGCAAGACCCUGGCUCCGGUCUACGAGGAACUGGCUUCUUCGUUCGAAUUCGCAAAGGACAAGGUCACUAUCGCUAAGGUUGAUGCUGAUGCCCACAAGGAGCUCGGCCGCAGAUUCGGUGUUCAAGGCUUCCCUACCCUCAAGUGGUUCGACGGAAAGAGCGACACNCCCCAGGACUACAACAGCGGCAGAGACAUUGAGAGUCUGUCUGCCUUCAUCUCCGAGAAGACUGGCCUCAAGCAGAAGAAGAAGGCCGCCGCUCCCAGCAAUGUCGAGAUGUUGAACGACCAGACCUUCAAGACCGAGAUUGGCGGUGACAAGGAUGUCAUUGUUGCCUUCACUGCCCCUUGGUGUGGACGUAAGCAGCGAAUGCCACUCUCUGAGCAGGGCAAGUAUGCUGACUUCUUUGCAGACUGCAAGACCCUUGCUCCUAUCUGGGAAAAGCUCGCCAACGACUACGCCAACGAACCCAAUGUCCUCGUCGCCAAGGUUGACGCUGAAGCCGAAAACGCAAAGGCCACUGCCCAGAAGCAGGGUAUCAAGGGUUACCCUACCAUCAAGUUCUUCCCCAAGGGUUCUACUGAGCCUGUCGCCUACGAGGGUGGCCGUUCCGAGGACGCUCUUGUCAAGUACCUCAACGAGAAGGCUGGUACUCACCGUACCGUUGGUGGUGGCCUCGAUAUCACUGCUGGCACCAUUGCCGCUCUCGACAGCUUCGUUUCCAAGUACACCAGCGGUGGCGCUCUUGAAACCAUCCAGAAGGAGAUCUUGGCCGCUUCCGAGAACAUCAAGGACACCUACGCUCAGUACUACGUCAAGGUCUUCGAUAAGCUCGCCCAGAACCCUGGUUACGUCGAGAAGGAGUCUAAGAGACUGAACAGCCUGCUCAAGAAGGGUGGUCUCGCCCCUGAGAAGGUUGACGAUCUGACCAAGCGUAGCAACAUCCUCAGCAAGUUUGUUGCCAAGGUCCAGAGCGUCAAGGAGGAGCUUUAA